Molecule: messenger RNA, 3269 nt
Organism: Humulus lupulus (European hop)
Lineage: Eukaryota; Viridiplantae; Streptophyta; Magnoliopsida; Rosales; Cannabaceae
Exons: 8
Coding region: 220-2856 (878 amino acids)
Biological process (GO): positive regulation of transcription by RNA polymerase II
Cellular component (GO): Ino80 complex; NSL complex; MLL1 complex
Molecular function (GO): protein binding; G-quadruplex RNA binding
Source: RefSeq, a predicted model, not a curated record
AGAAAAGAAAAACCUCAUCUAACUAAACCCUGUCAGCCGCCCCUACCCUCACGGUCACGGCUCACGCUCAGCCUCUCUCUCUCUCUCUCUCGCCCACGGUGGUCUGGUUCGUCGUACCUCUCAGUCCCCUCGCCUCCCACGGCGGUUCUCUUCUGUCCUCAUUCUCCUCCUCGCUAAGCCACGCCCGCACCGCACUCUCUCAAUCAGUGAGGUCCAGCCAUGGGUGCGCUUGCUUCCAUCUCUCCUUGGAUUCCUGAAGACGACCUUUUACUCAAGAAUUCCGUCGAGGCUGGUGCUUCUUUGGAGUCACUUGCUAAGGGUGCAGUGCAAUUCUCUCGAAAAUUUACUGUUCGAGAACUGCAAGAUCGAUGGCUUACUCUUCUUUAUGAUCCAAUUAUUUCUGCUCAAGCAUCUGCUCUAAUGAUUGAGUUUGAGCGUUCUGCUUCAAUGCUUCCAUCGAAGUUCAAUAGAUUUGGAAAUUUAAAAGAGAACAAGUGUGUUACAGGGAAGAGAAAAGUGGAAAGUAUUCGUAGUUGUUACUAUGAUUUGCGUAAAAGGAUCUGUAACGAGCCAUUUAAUUCCAUGGAUAUCACUCUUCUUGUUGGCCCUACUAAUAGUAAUUAUGUUGGAAAUGGAGACAAACCUUUAUCCACAAAUUGCAUGCUUGGAGAUGCAGUCUCAAACCCUUUUGGGCUUGAGGUUUCAGAAAUGGAUAAUAUGACUUGUGCUUUUCCAAAUGAUCUGAUGGAUGCUGAUGAUGGGACUAUCCAUACUUUCCACACAGGUCUUGAAAACCCAGCUCAAGAAAACUUUUCUGUUGAGCAAAAUAACAUGCUUGAAGAAAUUCCUCAUGUUCUCGGAGAAAAUAUGCCUUCUAUGAGAAAUGUCUCUGGGGUUGAGGAGAUGGGAGAACCAACAGAUUUGGCAGCCAGUCUCUUUCAAGGGGUUGAAAUAGAAGUAAAAAACUCUCCUGCUUUCAAUCAAGUUGAUGGUGAUCAGUUGAACAUGUGUCCUGAAUUUGAAGGGAAUAAGGGCUUUAAUUCCUCUGUCUCAGGAUCUAUUGCACCAUUUAACAGCAUGGAGUAUUUAUCUCCACUUCCCAGGAUGCCAGUGGAUAAUUGUCUUGGAGACAGGGAUCUAUGCUCUGGAGAUUCUUUUCAUCUUCCUGAUGAUUAUGAUGCUAGGAAUACAAGAACAUCUGGCUUUGAUGUUCACUCAGAAGUCAAGGUGAAAAUGGAAUCGGCCUAUGAUAAUUUUCAAGUUCAUGAUGACACCGACAAUUAUUUGGCCGAACUAUCCAAUUCUCUUUUAGACUUCAAUGAUGAGGAGCUCAUGUGUAUGGAUACUGAUGGAAGAGAUAUGAUUGAUAAGUCUUACUAUGAUGGUCUAAGCUCACUUUUGUUGAAUUCACCAAAUGAUGUUGGUCAAGAUCAGAUGACCAAUAUAACAGAAGUUGAAACAUCAAUAGAUCCAGAUAUGUGUACUAUGAAUUCAUCUGGUCCAUGUCCUGGAGAGCUACAUGAUGACACGGAGUGUCAUAAGAGUGCUGAACAAAUAUCAUUCAAUUCUCCGAACCAGAUGCAAUCAUCUAUAUCAGCUUCAAACCUUCAAUUUCCUGAAUUAGAAGGAGGAGUUAUUUGCUGCGUGUUAAAUACUGAGGACCCUGUAGUUCCAUGCAAUGAUAAUGUUUUUAUAUCAAAUCAACCAGCCGUGAUGUUGUCUACAGCAGAAGUGAAGCUUCAAGAAACAACUAGACCACUUUCUUCAUCUGUUAAGGAUUUCAGUAGCAAUCAACGGACUGGUGAUAGAGGACCUAACUUGAUGCAUAAAGAAAGAAAACCUCCUGGAGAUCCUCGUGUAUUUUCUCAACAUGUUUCACAAGAAAUGGGUCUGAAUCCUUCAGUUGGUAGUUUUCGGGUUAAGUUGGCAGCUUCUAAGUCUGACUCGGCUAAUAUGGCAUCCAAGGUUGCAGGUAUUGCUAGUAGUGGUCUAAAUUCUGCAAAUUCAAGCACAAGGACACUCCAAGAGCCUCUGAAGGAAGAGACCAGAGAAAUGUUAAUGGCCAAGCAUCUCAACUCAACUGAUAUCUCUUUAGAGAAACCAGCUUUAGGUUCUGCAAGCUUUAAAAACUAUCCACACACAAAUGCCAUUGGUAUCAAAGAGGAACAUGAUGGGUCCAGAGAUCAGGAGAAGUCUAUAAAUGCAGAGUUGACGCCCAUGAAUAAUACUGCUGUUUUUGAACCACUUCUAGACAAUCCAACAGCAGAGCAGGAUGGGGUUCUUCAUGAGAGUGAAGAAGAUGACAUACCUUGUUAUUCGGAUAUUGAGGCAAUGGUACUUGACAUGGACUUGGAUCCAGAUGAACAGGACUUGCAUUCUAGUGAAGAAGUCUCAAGAUAUCAGCAUGAGGAGACUAAGAGGGCAAUCGUACGGCUGGAGCAGAGUGCUCAUUCUUAUAUGCAACGAGCUAUUGCAUCUCAUGGAGCACUUGCCAUUCUAUAUGGGCGACGCUCGAAGCAUUAUAUUAAGAAACCCGAGGUGUUAUUAGGUAGAGCAACAUUUGAAAGCCCUGUUGACAUUGAUUUGGGAAGAGAGGGCCGCUCCAAUAAGAUAUCCCGGAGGCAGGCCAUCAUAAAGAUGGACAAGGGUGGAUCUUUCUCUCUGAAAAACCUUAGCAGCAGGUUUUCAAUAUCUGUGAACAACAAAGAAGUAGGCCCUCAGCAGAGUCUUAACAUUAAUUCCAGUUGCUUGAUUGAGAUAAGAGGGAUGCCAUUUAUAUUUGAGACGAACCCAGCUCGUGUGAAAAUGUAUCUUGAUAGCAUGAAGACUAGCCAUAUACAAGAAGACCAAUUAUAACAUAAAGACUAGCCAAAUACAAGAAUACCGAUUAUAAGGUGCAAUGAAUGGUAAUCCUCAUCAGAAGGUGCUUUUUCUAAUUUUUUUCUAACUGCAAUUUGUGGGUAUCUAAAAGUCUGUUUUUCACAAUCUAACUAACAGCAUGUAAGCGUGAAAUUUGCAAAAUAAUCUUAUGGAGGGUCGCUUAGUGUAAAUUUAGAGUUAUUUGAGGGACUCUCAAGGUUUAGUAUAAUUUUUUGGAUCCUAGACAUUAUUUUGCAUAUAAUUUUUUUAUUUUUUAUAAAAGUUGCUAAUAAAUAUUGGUAUCAUUUUUAUUAUAGUACAUUUUACAAAAAACUGAACAAGAUCGGCUGUUUACAUGACCGUAUCAAGAAGUUCAAGUGUGGUGGUGGUUGGGCAACAUCCAAUUCCAA